AAACACUCAAAGAAGCCCAGUCAUGAAGAGCUUCAAACCCAUUAUUAUUUUUCUAAUUGUUGAGUUAUCCUUUGUGCCUGCAACUCCCGACGGUGUCGUCAUAACUUGUUACCAUUCCGGUGAAGAUUCUUGGGAACAAACACAAGUGGUCAAAAACGCUUCCACCCAUCAAAUCAAAGAAAUCUGUCCUGGAGAUGGCGAGCAGAAUCAACGCAUCGAAGUCAAAGGGUCAGUGAAAAUUCUGUACGAAGAUUCCUUCAAGGGUAUACCCAAAUUACGUGGAAUCAACGUUUAUGGGACGAACUUAGAGGAAAUUGAGCCUGGAACUUUCAAAGAUCUGCCAGAGUUAGACAGCGUAGAUUUGAGUAGUAACAAUUUGCAGGAAAUUAAAAGUGGAACUUUUGUGAAUUUGAAAGUUGAGUAUUUGUCCCUACCAGGGAAUUCGAUUUCGCUCCUACAAGAAAAAGCGUUCGUGAACUUAUCACAUGUUCAAGAGUUAAGUCUUGAAAAGAAUAAUUUACAAGAACUAAAGCGAGGAAUUUUUCAAGAUUUGCAUGUGACACGGAUCGAUUUAUGGUCAAAUAAUAUUUCGAAAAUAGAGGUUGGUACGUUUGAUACUGUGUUUCCAAGGAAUGACGAUGGAAUAACUUUGAAUUUAUCAAACAACAGUAUUGCUGAAAUAGAUUCUUCUGUUUUUGACUACAAGCAUACUAUUAUUUUAACGUUGUCAGACAAUUCCAUUUCGGUGCUUCGUCCAGGUGACUUACGUAACUUGCCUCAUUUAAGAGACAUAUCACUCUCAGGAAACAAAUUAAAGGAAGUCCCAGAGGGAGUUUUCAACGGUUCAGAAAUCGGAUUCCUUGUCUUGAACCACAACGAAAUUUCUUUCAUAGCAAGUAAAGCUUUUGACGACAUGAAACACUUGUAUUAUGUUAGUCUUAAUAAUAACAAAUUGAAGGAAUGGGAUAGUAAUUGGUUCCGUGGAGAACGACGAUUGUCGAUUAUAUUUUCGUCUAAUUUUCUGGAGACAAUUCCGGCAGAAGCUUUCACGAAUAUUCCAGAGGGUACUAUGUUAUACCUAGACCACAACCGUAUCAAGAGUAUUUCCGACAGUGCUUUCACUGGUGUGACCAAAUUGGAGGGGAUUGAUUUGGGUCACAACGAAAUAGAAGAGUGGAAUGUUGACCUUUUGAAAAAUGUGGAAGUUGAAGAUUUCGUUGACUUAACGGAUAAUAAAAUUAAGUGUCCUGAAAAUGGUUCAGGUUCACUGGCUCCUAAAGCACACACAAUUUAUCUCACCAAUUGUUCGCAAAUUGUUACAGGUUGAGUACGAUCUGUCAAAAUAAAACUUUGUGUUAAAGAAAA
This is a messenger RNA of Zophobas morio, 1365 nucleotides long. RefSeq names its product leucine-rich repeat-containing protein 15-like. The transcript has a single exon. The coding region runs from base 23 to 1327 and encodes 434 amino acids. The record is from RefSeq and is a predicted model, not a curated record. Gene Ontology annotation, molecular function: protein binding. NCBI's taxonomy places the organism in Eukaryota, Metazoa, Arthropoda, Insecta, Coleoptera, Tenebrionidae.